AUGGAUCUGCGCUCGGAGCUGCUGAAGUCCAUCUGGUAUGCAUUUACGGCUCUGGAUGUGGAGAAGAGCGGAAAGGUGUCCAAGUCACAGCUGAAGGUGCUGUCCCACAACCUCUGCACUGUCCUUAGCAUCCCACAUGACCCAGUGGCGCUUGAGGAGCACUUCAGGGAGGAUGAUGAUGGGCCUGUGUCCAGCCAAGGCUACAUGCCUUACCUCAACAAAUACAUCCUGGAUAAGGUGCAAGAUGGAGCUUUUGUGAAGGAGAACUUCGAUGAACUGUGCUGGACCCUCACAGCAAAGAAGAACUAUCGUCCAGAGAAAAACAAGAAGAUCAUCCUGCAACAAAAAGAUGCCUUCCGCCUCUGGUGCCUAUUCAACUUCCUGUCGGAGGACAAGUAUCCCCUAGUCAUGGUGCCUGAUGAGGUGGAGUAUUUACUGAAAAAGAUUUGCAUGGCCAUGAGCGUAGAGCUGAACUGUGUGGAGCUGGAGGACUUCCUCUCCCAGGAUUCUGUGCUGCAGAACGGGUUCACGGUCUGGGCUUUCCUGGACAUGAUGAACAGUGGGAAACUGACAAAAGGCAUCACCAAGGAUUCGGUCAGCAUGGCGAUUGAGGAGGUGUACCGUGAAAUAGUCGAUGAUGUAUUAAAAGAGGGCUAUCUGUGGAAGCGAGGGCAACUGCGCAGAAACUGGGCCGAGCGCUGGUUCACGCUGAGGCCCCACACCCUGGCCUACUUCUCCAGUGAGGAUCGAAGGGAACGCAAGGGCAACAUCGUGCUGGACGGGAACUGCUGUGUGGAGGUGCUUCCAGACAAGGAUGGGAAGCGGUGUAUGUUCUGCUUAAAGACACUGUCCAAAACGUAUGAGAUGAGUGCCUCAGACACCAAGCAGAGGCAGGAGUGGACUGCGGCCAUCCAGACGGCUAUCCGGCUGCACGUGGAGGGCAAGAGCUCCCUGCACAGGGACCUAAAGCUGAAGCGGCGGGAGCAGCGAGAGCAGCGGGAGAAGCGGCGGCGGGCCAAGGAGGAAGAGCUACAGCGGCUACGUGCCCUACAGGAGGAGAAAGAGCGCAAGCUAGCUGAGCUGGAGCUUCUGAAGGAGGCGCAGCGACAGGCGCAGGCACUCCUGGAGCAGGACGAGCAACGCAGGAGGCAGCAGCAUGAGCAGAUGCAGCAGACACUGGAGGUGCAGCUACGGGAGGCUGAGGAGGCGCGGGCCAGCAUGCAGGCAGAGAUGGCUCUAAAGGAGGCGGAGGCCGAGAGGCAGCGAAAACGCAUCCGCGAGCUGGAGGAGAUGCAGCAGAGGCUGGAGGAGGCUUUGCAGGUGGAGAUCAAGGCCCGGCAGGAUGAGGAAGCCUUCCGUUAUGCACAGGCCAGGCUGCUGACCGAGGAAGAGGAUAAAAUGAAGUCCCUGAUGGCACUCCAGGAAGAGCAGGAGGAGUACAUCCUGAAGACCCAACGGGAGAAGCAGGAGCUGAAGCAGGAGAUGGAGAUGAAGUCCAGGGCUCUGGAAGAAGCCCACAGGCAGCUGGAGGAAGUGCGGGCCAACCGGCACAAAGUGGACCAGGAUGUAGUGGCUGCCCAGAGGAAGCUCCGCCAAGCAAGCACCAAUGUAAAACACUGGAACGUGCAGAUGAACAGACUGAUGCACCCCAUUGGGCCUGGAGAAAAGAGGCCGUCCAUCACCUCCAGCAUCCGCAUGCCCAGCCAGCGGGACCCCGGGCUGCGCCUGCGAAAGUCUGAGAAUGACGGGGAACAACACGACAGGACCAACCCGAAUAUGGAGCAGGAUGCUGGGAGAGAGGCGUCUGAGAAGCGCCUCUCACAGACCUCUAACGGAGAUAUGGACAUGCCCUGAAGGGGCCGGGCCAGUCUGCAGAGCACAAGGGGUUUCCUGCACGUGCUCCUUCUUGGAGCUGUGUAAGGAAUUACCACCACCGUAUGAGUCCACACAGGAGACGGAUUGCACGAGGAACCAAUGAGGAACAGACUUGGGUGGGGCUGUAAUGGUUAAAACAUGCAGGUUCGAGUCCUGGUAGGAGCUCAGAUAUUUUACUUGAGACCCAUUUCAUUUCACAUAGCUCUAUGAACUGUCAAACAUGCAAAACCAGAAUAAAAUAAGUUGUUUUGUGUAAAACCUACUAAAAAGCUGAAUUAUGUUUUGGAAAGCAUGCCAUUGAGCUAAUCAGGCAUCAGGAAUCUCUUAAGUCAAACAGAAUUUAUCAUAAAAUUUAUCUCUGACAUACUUUUUUUUUAUCACUAUAACACUACAGUGAUGAUACAAAGUAUGGCACCAUUCAUUCAAUUAUGCCUAUUUUUCUAAUGUAGUAAAUAUUGUGCAAAAUAUUGAAAGAACUGGCUGAGUUUUCAAGAGGGUAGUUCAGUAAUAUUCCUGCUGUUUCUUAUUGGUUGCUCUCUGGCAAAGUGUAUGGUUCUUAUUUCUGUACAGUCCUGAUAUUGCAGCAAAUUUCCCCCCACUGAAAAGAAGAAAAAUUUAGUAACAAGAAGUUAGUGUUAGUUUCUUUGUAGCUUCCACUGUAGUGCAAUGACUGGAUUACUAGUUUCUAACAUUAUCGUUACCUGUUUGCUUUGGCAGUGUUUUUGACUCCUCUUUGUAUUUAGCUAUCUGGCUCUGUGAAUUAUGAAAAAGCUCUUUCAUUUACUGGAAUCCAUUCAUAGCACAUUGUUGCUGAUGAAAAACAUGUUUAGUCUGUUUUGAUUAGAAAGAAAUAUGUGAAGCAGAAGAUAUUGUUUGUAUUGUUAUUAUUAUGGUUUAAAUUUUAAUUCCGCAAACCAGAGAUUUUUUGUAGAAAAUUAUGUAACCAGAUCAUUGUACCUUAAAUCAAUUCAUGUAAAACUGAAGGUCAAUCAUAAAACAAAUUGUUAUAUAAAUUGUUUCUUUCAACAUGCAUGUUAAGUUUAAUUUCUCAAUUAAUGUAUUAAAUGUUGUAAAAAGGGCUGCAAACAAUUGCAA
Molecule: messenger RNA, 2970 nt
Organism: Paramormyrops kingsleyae
Lineage: Eukaryota; Metazoa; Chordata; Actinopteri; Osteoglossiformes; Mormyridae
Product: DEF6 guanine nucleotide exchange factor
Cellular component (GO): nucleus; cytoplasm
Source: RefSeq, a predicted model, not a curated record